GGGAGACAGAGAGAAGGGGAAAGGAUAUGCACCGGGAGCCGAGACACCCCAGUUUCUCUCGUAAUAUCUCAACCUGGUAUUCCAGGGGUUUCCCCGAUGCCGCUACAUGUAUAUAUAUGUAGGUGUGUGCCGGUAGUCUCGGACGAGUCUACUCCAACUCUCUACUGUCUCAGUGCAUAUAUAAUAGCGUCUAUCGACCAAGACCUCGUUUUUGUCCAUCUGGAAUCCUCCAUACUGGCAGCCAAAAGCUUCCUCCCGAAAAGACUUGCCAACUCGAAUAGCCGCCAAAAAUGACCGAAGAACUCAAGACCUACCGGGGCAACUGCCACUGCGCUGCCUACAUCUACGAAGUCAAACUACCCGAGAUAACGAGCUUGACCGAGUGUAAUUGUAGCAUGUGCUACAAGAGAGGUGGUCUCUGGGCGCUGCCCAAGCCUGGGAACUUCCGUUUCGUCAAGGGCGACCCCGAGACCCUAACCAACUACUCUUUUGCCCAAAAAUCCUUCAGCCACAAGUUCUGCCCCAACUGUGGGAUCCAGGUCCUAGUCGUUGGCUUUGUGGAGCCCCCAAAGCCUGGAGAGGAGACGGAACCACUUACUGGCGUCAAUGUUCGGACGUUCCAGCACGGCCAGGGGGUCGAUGUGUGGACGAUAGAAAAGACGCUGCUCGAUGGCAGGUCCUGGCCGCCGGCCUACAAACCACCAAAGUUCACAGGCGCAGAGCCAAAGGCCGAGAUAGAAGGGGGAAGGCUGUACACGGGAAGCUGCCACUGCGGCGCCGUCAGAAUUGCGUUGAAAUCCAAGCCGCUGGAUAAGACGUUCACAGACAGGAUCAGCGAAUGCAAUUGUAGCAUAUGCGGAAGGACCGGCUCCGUCUGGAUCUAUCCUGCGAAAGAGCAAGUCGUGACAGAGGGGGAGGAAAAUCUCGCUGUCUAUCUGUCUGGCACUAGGCUAUUUGGAAAGUCGUUUUGCACGACGUGUGGAAUUCAGGUGCACAACCUAAUGCAGCCUGUGUCUGAAGAAGACAUCGAAAAUAUGCCACAAGGUCAAGCAGACUUCAUUAGGAGCUCCUUUCCUAUCCAGCCGAUCAACUUGAGGGUUUUCAACGAUGUCGACGUUCACGAUUUGAACGUGCAACAGUUCGACGGCUACAACAUCAUCGAACCGCGAUAUGUCGAGCCGUAGAGUAUCGAUAUCAAAGGGGCACGGGGUCGGAGGCCCGUAGUUGCAGGCAGCCGUAGUUCGCGGUCGUCGGAAUCAAAAUCCUGGCUCUGAUCCAACCAUUAUAUGCAAUCUAAACG
Messenger RNA from Durotheca rogersii, 1300 nucleotides. Its product is annotated as glutathione-dependent formaldehyde-activating enzyme. The coding region runs from base 291 to 1184 and encodes 297 amino acids. The record is from RefSeq and is a predicted model, not a curated record. Lineage: Eukaryota; Fungi; Ascomycota; Sordariomycetes; Xylariales; Xylariaceae. The transcript is spliced from 6 exons. Gene Ontology annotation, molecular function: carbon-sulfur lyase activity.